Messenger RNA from Triticum aestivum (bread wheat), 1114 nucleotides. RefSeq names its product uveal autoantigen with coiled-coil domains and ankyrin repeats-like. The record is from RefSeq and is a predicted model, not a curated record. The coding region runs from base 298 to 894 and encodes 198 amino acids. The transcript is spliced from 4 exons. NCBI's taxonomy places the organism in Eukaryota, Viridiplantae, Streptophyta, Magnoliopsida, Poales, Poaceae.
GGGAGCUGCGAGCUGGACGUUGAACUAGCCAUGGACAUGGAGGGCCUACCGCCGGCCGCUGCUAUGGCCACGGAACAACCACUUUGGGCCUCGACCCGCAACCGCAAGCAAACGCCCGUCGUCAAGUCGCCGGUGAAGAGGAAGAGAUCGAAAAAAGCGCAGGCGCAGCAGCCCGCACCCAAGGCCGUCGGCGACAGCGACUCUGUGUUGGUCGGAGAGCCAUUUCCCGCCGAGGAGGCGCACGGCAGGUGGCCCAAUCGAUACAAGCGCCAACGCGGCCCAAAGAGGAGGUAACUCAUGCGUCCUAUAUGUUCUUGUACAUAUACAUCUGUCACUUCAUUCUAUAUAUGUGCUGAAGAUGAACAACGUUCGUUCACGCAAUCCCAUGAUGGAGAGAACAGUGAAGGUGGGAGCGUACACGCGGACCACACCGAAGGCAGCGAGGACAAAUAUGGCGAUGGCGGUGGGGAUGAGCCUCACCGAGAUGUCAACCCUGCGGACCUUCGUCUGAUCAACCAGCUUCAGCUGGACUUGGAGAAAGCCCAGGCUGAGCUGAGGACUCAAGGAGAUACUACGAAGAAGGCGCUCGAAGACAAGGACAAGGCACUUGCUGAUGCGAGGGAGAAGAAUGGCAAACUUGAAGAGGAGAACUCGAAACUCAAGAAGAAGAUGGCCGAGUGGGCGAAGGCGCUCGAAGACAAGGACAAGGCACUUGCUGAUGCGAGGGAGAAGAAUGGCAAACUUGAAGAGGAGAACUCGAAACUCAAGAAGAAGAUGGCCGAGUGGGCGAAGAAAAUAAGAGAAUUGAAGGACACUACCAAGUACUUGAAGGACACUACCAAAGAGAUGUCCGACAUGCUUGAUGUCGAGCAAAACCUGGACCUCUCCAAGUAGUGGACGUCUCGAAGGAGUCAAGGCGUGUGGAAAUUAUGAUGGAUAUUGCCUUUCAUGGAAAAUAAGGUUCCGACCGGCGAGAAAGCCACAUAUAACCUCAAAAACACUUGGUUCCUGCCGUAUUUGUUAUCUCAUGUUUUAUCUCCCUACGUGCUUUAGUUCCUUACCCGCACUGCUUAUUCUGAAUUGCAACCAGGGACGCUUACCGGCAAAUAUGACC